Saccostrea cuccullata (small rock oyster) is the source of this 4660-nucleotide messenger RNA. RefSeq lists its product as uncharacterized. The transcript has 10 exons. The record is from RefSeq and is a predicted model, not a curated record. Gene Ontology annotation, molecular function: protein binding. Lineage: Eukaryota; Metazoa; Mollusca; Bivalvia; Ostreida; Ostreidae.
CUAGUAGAUUUGUCUUAGGAUUCAAUCUCGGAAUAUAGACUACAAAUAUCUGCAUUUCAUCAUUUAUAAAAGUCGGAACAUUAAAGAAUAUCAAAUUCUACGGACCCUGGACCCAAUUUUAGAAUGGAAGGAAAACUUUGGAGACAUCAAUUCACAAAGCAUUAAAUGAAUGCUAUGGCCUCCUCGUCUUCCGCCUCUACAGAGGAGACGACAAAUGCCUGUAGAGCCUGCCGACUUCUCCUGGGUCCGUGUACAGAUGAGUUACGUGAUGUUUUAUGUCACUAUGUACCACCGUCAACAUUUCCACACGUCAUUAAAAUUAAGAGGAGUAAUCUCCCCCGUCUGACAGCUCAACAGAUGAAUCUUAUUUUACCUAGAGGUAUUAGUUAUACAGGAAACUAUCAUGAUAUGGACAUUUCAUUAUUGUACAUACUACUUAGAAACAUUUGUGGUAUACCACCACACAGCAAUGGCUGGGGAUAUGAUCCAGACCCUAUAGAUCGAUCUCUCUCUGCCAACAUUGAGAGAAUCCGUAUUGCCAGAAAUCAGUGUGUACAUUCUUCUAGCCCCGUCCUCUCCAAUGCUGACAUUAACACGAUCUGGUCCACUGUCAGAUCAGCAGUUGUGGACCUUGAUUCUUUCCUUAGCAAUGGGAACCAGUAUGAAAGGGAGGUGGACUUUUUGAGACAAGAGACAAUGGACCCUGUUAGCGACCGCCAUUACAUAGAAGAAUUGAGGAAACAAGCUGAAGAAGAUGCAGAAACAAGAAAAAUGUAUGAAAAAUUGGAAGAGAGUGAAACUGAGAGAAAUGAGAAUCACAAUGAAAUAUUGAAAAUUGUUGAUGAAAUAAAAAAACCAAAGUCUGUAAUUCCUCCAAAUGUCAAAGAUGUUUUUGAAAAAGAUGUCAUACGAUGGAAAGAGGAAGAUGGGGUUUACAGUGAAAGCCACGGUUUCCCUGCAAUGUUGGAUCAAGUCAGAAGUCAACCUUACAUGACAUUUGUUGGUGUCCCGGGAUCAGGAAAAUUGGCAACGAUUCAUCACAUAGCCCUGAUGCUCCAGAAGGAAGAAUACGAGGUUGUACCAAUUAUAGACAUCAGGAAGAUUGAAGAUUAUUCUGACUCUCGUCAUCCACAGGUUUUUGUCAUUGAUGAUGUGGUAGGUGUUUUAGGUCUGCAAAAACAAAAGUUAGAGUCAUUGAUAGACUAUGAAAAAAGAAUUUCAGAUCCGUCCAAUAGAAAUACAAAGGUAUUAAUGUCAUGUAGGGAAGCCGUGUUUAAUGAAUGUUACAAAUCAUUUUUCUCAAAUGAAAAUAACACAAUUAAGAUGCAUAGUUCCGAAAAUGUAUUGAACGAUGAAGAUAAGAAAGCGAUCCUUCAGAAACACGGCAUAGAUAGAGAGUUGUUGACCCCUGCAAUACUGGGAGACACAUUGGGUAUGUUUCCUCUGUUGUGUAAACUAUAUUCAAAAGAGGAGAAAUUUAGAAACAAUGUUUAAAGGUUCUUUACCUGUCCAGCCGCAUGUAUUUUAGGUCAAUUUGACGAAAUGCAAGGGCGAAAUAGAUUAUGCUAUGCUACAUUGGUUUUGUGCAUGUUAAAUGACAAUAAACUAUCACAAGAAAUAUUGAAAAACACAGGGAACGGUGUUUUCUGCGCAAUGAAAUCGAAAGUACUAGAAAAUUGUAAAAUUGAAAAGGACACUGAUGCAUAUAAAUUUGAAGAGGCAAUGGGAGUUAUGGAGGGUUCAUAUACAAAACUCUGCAGUGCCGAGUGUACAUUUAUUCAUGAUUCUGUGUUUGAAAUUCUUGCAUAUCAUUUUGGUUUUCAGUUUCCAGAAUUGUUUUUACAAUAUAUAAGCAGUAAUUACAUUGCUAAUAAAGUGAAAGUACAAGAAUGUAAAGAAGAAUCCGAGGUUGACAAUAAACACGUUGAGAGUGAAGGGUUUAGUGUUGAGGAGCAGGAAACCUUAAGAAGUGAAACAAUUCAGGACUCAUUUGAACUCUGCAUAAAGUUAAGAGAGGAUCAUGGUGAUUUGGAGACUGUUAAAAUUUUAAUCAAGUAUGUCGAUAUAAAAAUGACUAACAAAAAAACCCAAUAUUUGUUUGAUGAUACACCACUGAUAGCAGCAUGUAAGGGUGAACAUAUGAGUAUAGUGAAGGAGCUUAUAGAAGCCGGAGCUGAUAUCAUUCCACAAGCAGCAUGUAAGGUUGGAUAUAUGAGUGUAGUGAAGGAGCUUAUAGAAGCCGGAGCUGAUAUCAAUCAGCAAGGUAUGAUUGAUACACCACUGACAGCAGCAUGUACGGGUGGAUAUAUGAGUGUAGUGAAGGAGCUUAUAGAAGCAGGAGCUGAUAUCAAUCAGCAAGGUAUAGUUGAUACACCACUGACAGCAGCAUGUAACUGUUGGCAUGUGAGUGUAGUGAAGGAGCUUAAAGAAGCUGGAGCUGAUAUCAAUCAGCAAGGUAUGUUUGAUGAUACACCACUGACAGCAGCAUGUAGAGGUGGACAUAUAAAUGUAGUGAAAGAGCUUAUAGAAGCAAGAGCUGAUAUCAAUCUACAAGGUGCGUUUCAUACACCACUGACAGGAGCAUGUGAGGAGGGACAUAUAAGUGUAGUGAAGGAGGUUGUAGAAGCUGGAGCUGAUAUCAAUCUACAAGGUGAGGUUCAUACACCACUGACAGCAGCACGUGAGGGUGGAUAUAUGAGUGUAGUAAAGGAGCUACUAGAAGCUGGAGCUGAUAUCAAUCAACAAGGUAAGUAUGAUACACCACUGACAGCAGCAUGUAAGGGUGGACAUAUGAGUGUAGUAAAGGAGCUAAUAGAAGCCGGAGCUGAUAUCAAUCAAAAAGAUGGGUAUAAUACACCACCGAUAGCAGCAUGUAAGGAUGGACAUAUGAAUGUAGUAAAGGAGAUAAUAGAAGCCGGAGCUGAUAUCAAUCAAAAAGAAGCCGGAGCUGAUAUAAAUCAAAAAGCUAAGAUUCAUACACCGAUGACAGCAGCAUAUCAGGCUGGACAUAUGAGUGUAGUGAAGGAGCUUAUAGAAGCCGGAGCUGAUAUCAAUCUACAAGGUAAGUUUGAUACACCACUGAUAGCAGCAGUUGAAGUUGGACAUAUGAGUGUAGUGAAGGAGCUUAUAGAAGCCGGAGCUGAUAUCAAUCAAAAAGCUAAGAUUCAUACACCACUGACAGCAGCAUGUGAAGGUGGACAUAUGAGUGUAGUGAAGGAGCUUAUAGAAGCCGGAGCUGAUAUCAAUCAAAAAGCUAAGAUUCAUACACCACUGACAGCAGCAUGUAAGGGUGAACAUAUGAGUGUAUUGAAGGAGCUUAUAGUAGCCGGAGCUGAUAUCAAUCCUAAAGGUACGAAUGAUACACCGCUGACUGCAGCAUGUAGGGGUGGACAUAUGAGUAUAGUGAAGGAGCUUAUAGAAGCCGGAGCUGAUAUCAAUCAAAAAGGUGAGUUUCAUACACCACUGACAGCAGCAUGUGAGGGAGGACAUAAGAGUGUAGUGAAGGAGCUUAUAGUAGCCGGAGCUGAUAUCAAUCAGCAAGAUAGUUGUGAUACACCCCUGACAGCAGCAUGUGAGGGGGGACAUAUGAGUGUAGUGAAGGAGCUUAUAGAAGCCGGAUCUGAUAUCAAUCAAAAAGGUAAGUAUGAUACACCACUGACAGCUGCAUGUAAGGGUGGACAUAUGAGUAUAGUGAAGGAGCUUAUAGAAGCCGGAGCUGAUAUCAAUAAAAAAGGUGAGUUUGAUACACCACUGACAGCUGCAUGUAAGGGUGGACAUAUGAGUGUAGUGAAGGAGCUUAUAGAAGCCGGAGCUGAUAUCAAUCAAAAAGGUAAGUAUGAUACACCACUGACAGCAGCGUGUAAGGGUGGACAUAUGAGUGUAGUGAAGGAGCUGAUAGAAGCCGGAGCUGAUAUCAAUCAACAAGAUGAGUAUGAUACACCACUGAUAGCAGUGUGUGAGGGGGGACAUAUGAGUGUAGUGAAGGAGCUUAUAGAAGCCGGAGCUAAUAUCAGUCUACAAGGAAAGUUUAAUACACCACUGACAGCAGCAUCUAAGGGAGGACAUAUGAGUGUAGUGAAGGAGUUACUAGAAGCGGGAGCAGAUAACAUUCUACAAGAUAAGUCAGAAACACCAACGACAACAGCCCAUUGAUGUGGACAUACGAGUGUAGUGAAAAAGCUACUAAAAGCCAGAGCUGAUAUCAAUCAGCAAAGAGUACAAUACACCACUUGAUAGCAGCAUGUAAUAGUAGACAUAUGAAUGUAGUGAAGGAGCUUUAAACGUCGGAUCUGAUAUCAAUUAAAAGAGUGAUAUUAAUACUCAACAGACAGUAGCGUAUAUUGGAUGAUAUAUAGGGGGAGGGUAGUGAAGGAGCUUCUAGGGGUAGGAACUGGUCUAAAUGAAGUAAAUGGGUAUCAUAUACCAUAUGAUGGUGGGUUUAGUUUAGAUGUCUAUGUUAGACUUAAAGGGUGUGUCGGUUCUAAAGAGGGCACGCUGACUAUUGAAUAACUUUUUAAAGAAUCAAAGAUUUGUUUGAAUACCUAAAACGUGCUGAGAGGAAGAUUUUGCUGAGUAAAUCAAAUAAAUAUGAAAGAUUAGAAAAAAAGUAAUUCCGUAUAGUGUACAUUAAAAUAUUAUUGAAAUAAGAGCAUAUAACCUG